CCAAAAAAAAGUUAAAAGAAGAAGAAGUGAUGAGGAUGAUGAAGGUAACGUUGAUGGUUGUGAUGAUGAUGGUGUUGCUCGGAACCAUAAUAGGUGAGGUCAAGGCUGAUGAGGCACAUGAGAUUUGUUUGAAACGGUGUGUGCAGUAUUGCGCUCAUGAAAAGCCUGAGGAUAAGAAUUGUGUUCGCCAGUGCAUCUUUUUUAAUUGCGGUCCUCCUUCUCUUCCUACCAAUGUUUAUCGUUCGAACAGGAUGAAGGCUGCACAGAAUCACGGAAUCAGAGAAUAGAUUAUUUAGACCAAAAACAUAUAUAGAUAUGAAAGAUAAAAAUCUUGCUUUAUAAGCACUUUGA
Camelina sativa (false flax) is the source of this 351-nucleotide messenger RNA. RefSeq lists its product as uncharacterized. Lineage: Eukaryota; Viridiplantae; Streptophyta; Magnoliopsida; Brassicales; Brassicaceae. The record is from RefSeq and is a predicted model, not a curated record.